This is a messenger RNA of Cladophialophora bantiana CBS 173.52, 1683 nucleotides long. RefSeq lists its product as uncharacterized. The transcript has 10 exons. Gene Ontology annotation, molecular function: basic amino acid transmembrane transporter activity. Gene Ontology annotation, cellular component: fungal-type vacuole membrane. The record is from RefSeq and is a predicted model, not a curated record. Bases 1 to 1683 code for a protein of 560 amino acids. Gene Ontology annotation, biological process: basic amino acid transport; transmembrane transport. NCBI's taxonomy places the organism in Eukaryota, Fungi, Ascomycota, Eurotiomycetes, Chaetothyriales, Herpotrichiellaceae.
AUGCCGAAGCUCGCCAGGAGCAAAGUGGCAAGCACAUACCACAGCAUGAUGCUAGAAUCCUCUCUUGUCCGUUACCCUGUUGCCGAUGGAGCCGCCGUUGCCGUUCUCCUCGUCGCCCUCGAGGUCGAGCCUGUUGAGGAUGUCCCAGAUGAGGCCAGCAAGACCGAGAGACCAUUUCCCAAGGCCAUUAUCCGAACAUUGUUUCCUAUCCUACUCAUGGGCGUCUUUCUCGUGAAUGGCGACAGUUCCGUGGUGCUCGCCACGAAUCAGCACAUUGCAUCCGAAUUUGACGCGUUACCGUCGGCAGCCUGGCUGUUGACGGCUUACACGCUGGCACAAUGCUCGUCGCAGCCUCUGUAUGGCAAACUCGGCGACAUUUUUGGAAGGAACAGGAACCUUGCCCAGUUCUAUCAACCAUACUUACAUCGUCAAAUUGGCAUAAGCAGGACUUACUGGCAGGUUCUGGCUGGUCGAGCAAUCAGCGGCAUUGGGGCGUCCGGAAUGGUCGCAUUGACAUCAAUUGUGGUAGCCGAUUUACUCCCUCUCAGCUAUGUCGCGCAGUACCGAGCAUAUGUCAAUUUUACAGCCACCAUGGCGAGGUCCAUAGGAGGUCCGACAGGCGGGUGGUUAGCUGGCAGUAUCGGGUGGAGAUGUGUCCGCUGGCUCUGUGAGGGCUCGCUCUCAUUCUCUGGCGGCUACCUGAGCACAAUCAGCCAGGCAGUGGUGAGAACUCAGAAGAAGAGAGCAAAGCCGGCUCCAAACGCGCUCGCAUCGGCUUUCUCGGGGCCUUUGCCCUGGGGAUAUCCUGGCAUUAUCUGGUACCCCUGGCUUGCACCUUUCUCGUCUUCGCAAACUACAUUCGUUGUCGUCGAGAAAUGCUUUGUCAAAGAGCCGAUCUUGCCGCUGCAGUUGAUGUCUAAGCGUGAUGUCUUCACUCCAUACCUCAUCAUCGGCUGUCAAUCAGGAGGCCAGUUUGGCCUUCUCUACGGGAUCCCUAUAUACUUCCAAGUCGCCUCCGGCGAGUCCGUUUGUCGAGCAGGCAGUCGAAUCGUGCCUGUGGUAAUUAGCAAUGCCUCUGGAACUCUCCUCGGCGGCCACCUCAUCAGCAAGACUAAGCGGUACAAAUAUCUCACCGUGCUUGGUAUUUGCUGUUCCCUGGCGUGUUUUGCCCUCAUGUGCCUUCGCUGGCACGACGCCACCAACUGGGCAGAGUCAUGCUACGUUUAUCUUGCCGGCUUCGGAAGGGGCACAACCCAGUCAAGCACCUUCGUUCACCUUGCUGCCAGUCUAGAUCACUCUGAUAUCGCCAUCGCCGGCACCACAUGGUUCCUUUCGCAGAGCUUCGGUUCUCUGGUUGGCGCCGGUUUCGCGACCUCCUUGAUGAAUGGUAUACUGAUUUCCACCCUCGAGAAGAAUCUCACCGGAUCUAAGGACAAGGUUACGAUCAUUCGACGUGUCACGUCAAGCGUCGCAUCCAUCCACAAGCUGCCAGAGCGACUUCAAAAGAUCGUAGCGAACGCCUACAUCACCAGCUUGUUGUAUUCUGAUGGUGAGUCUUUUGAACCCCUUGAUGGUUCAGAUCUGGCCUCUGAAUGCGCAACUCAUUCCCAGGUCUUCUAUAUUCUUCGUCACUUGUGCAUUGGUGGCCACCCUGACUUUGGGAGAGCGGUCUUUGUGAGAUAG